This is a messenger RNA of Camellia sinensis, 1338 nucleotides long. The record is from RefSeq and is a predicted model, not a curated record. NCBI's taxonomy places the organism in Eukaryota, Viridiplantae, Streptophyta, Magnoliopsida, Ericales, Theaceae.
AUGGGGAUUAAAAUCAAGUCAAUCAUGGAGAUGACACCACCACACUCUCAAAAAGCCUUGAAGAAAUUCCUAGGCAAAGUGUCAUACCUGAGGAGGUUCAUUCCAGCUCUUGCUAAGAUAACCUUUUCCUUUGAGACAUUACUGAAAGGAAAUCACAAGUUUGAAUGGUUGCAAGAACACCAACAGGCAUUCGAUAUGGUGAAGCAAGUACUUACCUCUCCACUUACAAUGAUUGCCUUACAACCUGAAAAAUCCCUACUACUGUACCUCACUUCUACACCUCGGUUUAUUGGAGCUCUACUUGUCCGAGGCAUAGACGGUGUUGAGAAACUAGUCUAUCAUAUCAGCUACAAAUUUAAUAGUGUUGAAUCACGGUAUACCCCAAUUGAGAGGCAUUAUUUAGCCUUAAUCUUCACGACGCAGAAGUUACACCACUAUUUUUUGGCACACCCGAUCCAGGUUGUAACUAGGAGUGAUCCAGUUCGCUACUUAUUGAGCAAGCCCGCUUUGAUGGGAAGAAUGGCACAAUGGAUUUUGGCUCUCGUAGAAUAUGAAAUCACUUGCGUUAUGCCUAAGGCUAUUAAGAGCCAAGCACUUGCGGACUUGCUAGCACAAUUCCCAUCUAGUGAACAUAAAUUUGCAGAGGCUGAAUAUGAGGUGUUGAUACUAGGUCUAAUCGCUGCUCAAAAGGAAAGCCUCCGUCCUAUAGUGCAGCAAUCCAAAUGCCACAGAUGGAUACUUGCAACGACUGAAGUUAGUACUAAGUGGCUAGAGGUUAUACUAAUGAGGAAAGCUGAUAAGGCAGGAGCGGCCAACUUCAUCAAAGAAAACAUAAUUUAUAGGUUUGGCAUAUCCAAGGUGAUGUUGUCUGAUAAUGGGGCCCCCCCUGUGAACUGCCAUGUGGGAAGAUUGUUGGACACUUAUCAGAUCAAGCACCACAAGUCUACCAUGUACUACCCGCAAGGGAACAGACAAGCUGAGCAAUCUAAAUGCCACAGAUGGAUACUUACAACGACUGAAGUUAGUAUCAAGUGGCUAGAGGUUAUACCAAUGGGGAAGGUUGAUGAGGCAGGAGCGACAAACUUCAUCAAAGAAAACAUAAUUUAUAGGUUUGGCAUACCCAAGGUGAUGUUGUCUGAUAAUGGGACCCGCUCUGUGAACUGCCAUGUGGGAAGAUUGUUGGACACUUAUCAGAUCAAGCACCACAAGUCUACCCUGUACUACCCACAAGGGAACAGACAAGCUGAGGUAACCAACAAAACCCUCAUCCGAAUACUAAGUAAAAUGAUGGAUGAAGUAUGGGGUACAUGGUUCGAACAACUCCCCGUAGCACUUUAG